This is a messenger RNA of Dendronephthya gigantea, 2029 nucleotides long. RefSeq names its product ferredoxin-fold anticodon-binding domain-containing protein 1 homolog. The record is from RefSeq and is a predicted model, not a curated record. The transcript is spliced from 4 exons. Gene Ontology annotation, biological process: rRNA base methylation. NCBI's taxonomy places the organism in Eukaryota, Metazoa, Cnidaria, Anthozoa, Malacalcyonacea, Nephtheidae. Gene Ontology annotation, cellular component: cytoplasm. Gene Ontology annotation, molecular function: rRNA (uridine-N3-)-methyltransferase activity. The coding region runs from base 76 to 2007 and encodes 643 amino acids.
UUCAAUUAAUUUCUUAGCAUAUAAGGGGGGAGUUAAAAGAAACACGGCUCGGGUAACUAAAUAAAAUAGCCUAAUAUGGCCGUUGAUGGAGGAGUGGAUUCUUACAACUUUCUACGUUCAUCGCUCUCUAAAGAAAAUCAAAAAGUAUUAGUUGUUGGUGCUGGGAACUUUUCAUUUUCACUUUCUCUUGCAUUAUUUCGUGACGAAAUAGGUCUCAACACACAACUUGUGUUGACAUCCUUCGAUAGCAAGGACAUUUUAUUACAAGACGAGCUUACUUGUCUUAACCUCAAACGUUUGCAAGCAUGUGAAAAUGUAGAAAUCCUACAUAAUAUUGAUGCAACGAAGCUUUCAGAAUAUUUUAUAGGCCGAAUAUUUGGCAGAAUUAUAUUCAAUUUUCCCCACACUGGUGGCAAAUCAAACAUUAAGAAAUGUAGAAAGUUGUUAGAAGAUUUCUUUGUGAGUGCUGUACCACAUGUUGCGUUGAAUGGUGAAAUAUGUGUAACACUGUGUAAAGGCCAAGGCGGUACUCCCAUGGAUGAACCACACAGAGGUUAUGGGAAUUCAUGGCAGAUUGUUGAUAAUGCAGCAAAAGCUGGUUUAGUUCUGAACCAACUUCAUCCUUUUCUGGAAUCAGACUAUGACCAGUAUAAGAGUGUUGGGUUUAGAGGAAAGCUUGCAAGAAGCUUUCAUACUGCUGGUGGCUUGAUUCAUAUUUUUAUUCCUGGUGUCAAGAUAGACUCUAUUGAAGAUCUGAGUGGAAAAAGUGAUGAUGAAUUGUUGUCCUAUGUUUGGAAGCAAUAUAAUCAGAUCAUGAACAAUGCACAGUGUUUUGAUUCUUCCCAUCCCUUUUAUGAUUUAAAGGAUAAGAUUUUAAAUGUGUUAAACAAUGUGACCAAUGUUUCAUUUGAAGAAAUACUGGAAAUUAGCAAUGACAUUUGCAAUGUUAUUGAUCCUGAAGACUUUUCACAUCAAUAUGAGAGUGAUCUUAACAUCACAGCUACUUACAACAACAAGAUAUUGUUAUCUAUGAAAAAAAGUCCAUCAUUUGUUUUAACUGGUACUGCUUUUACAGGAACAGAUGAAAUGAUUCACGAAUUAAGUACGAGUAUUACGUAUAUAGCAAUAUGUAGGUUCUAUGAUACCGAGGAUGAGAGUAAUCUUCAGGAAGGGGAUUCAGAGAAAAAAAUAAUAGUAGAUGAGUUGAAGAAAAUAUUCUCUACGGAGUAUGAGAGUGUUCAUGAAGUCUCGUCUGAGAUAAUGGUUAAUAAUGAUGAUUCUGCGAUUCCAACAUGGACAAACAGCACUGACGUUGCUCAUUUAGCUCGAAGCAAAUGUCAAGUUAAACAAAAAUCAGAUUUAGAGCAUAAUUCAGGUGAAUGUGUAUGUAAGCAGCUUUGCCGUAGAUAUCUAAGAAAUGAUGCUCGUAUUGGAUCUUCACAGCGAAUGCCUUUGGAAUUUCUUGAUAACAACACUGUAAAGGUUUUUCAAAUUUCUUCAUCUGUGGUUAUUAUCUGUGGCAGCAUCAAACAAGAGAUUUUGAGAUUCACUGGACACAGACAUGGGUGGCUCAUCCUUGUUAAUCUUGAUAAUAUAGCUGUGAUACAACACAAUAUAACCGACAUUCGUCUUCUUUCGUCAAGUAUCAUUCAUUGGGAAAGAAAGUCGACAAAAAUUAAGGAGGAAGUUGACCAGGAUGAAAAUAUCACGUUCAUUCCGGCGCCAAAAAGCCUAUUUCCAUCCACGCACGUCCAUGACAUUAGUUUUUGGAUAUCGGACGAUGUCUCACAAGAACUUUUCUUUCUCACAACAAUGGCCUUAACCAUGAACUGUGUAAAAGAAAUAAAACUAACCGAAAUUUAUCAUGACGAAGAAAAGCAUAUGUUAAGCUUCAACUAUCGCAUGAUCUACAGUCGUGUGGAUGGUCCACUUAGUCAUUUGGAAGCAGUAGAAUUACAGAACAGAUUGAGGCGAGCAUUGAUUGUGCUAGGUUUUGGACUCAAGUGAAGUAUAAGUAUAACUGUAAAUA